AUGACUUUCAGAACCAAACACUUGAAAGGAAUCGAUUGUCUUUAUAUUCAUUCAUCAUGUUUAAUACAGGAUUUUUAUACUAAUGAUGAGAAAGCACCAGAGAUGAGAGCUGCACCAGUACCAAGGUGUUUGCUAUCAUCAUUAGAGUAUGUAGAGAUAAAAAAUUUCAACGGAAGGCCUGCAAGAAUGGAAGUAGCAAAGUACUUUGUAGAGAACUCACUGGUCCUUAAAAGACUUGUUCUUGAUAUUGGCUACUCCACCUGGGCAAAAGGGUGUCACAUCACAGAAGAAGAGUUUUACAUGUUGAGGGAUCUCCUUGCAUUGCCCAGGGGAUCUAGAACGUGUCAAAUCCUACUUAAAUGA
Eruca vesicaria subsp. sativa (arugula) is the source of this 363-nucleotide messenger RNA. NCBI's taxonomy places the organism in Eukaryota, Viridiplantae, Streptophyta, Magnoliopsida, Brassicales, Brassicaceae. The record is from the annotation of a GenBank genome assembly.